GGAGAGUAACUUUCUGCAUGUGGUAUAGUAUCUGUGUUUCUGUUGAUGGUUAAUGCUAUGGUAGGGUAGCUACAUUUAAAUCAUGUAUGCCGUAAACUUUUGGUGGCCGUAAGCUUUUGCUGGAUUUUACCUGUUGAAUGUAAUCAUGAAUUUGUUAUGGAUCUUCCUCGUGUCUGUGGAACAAGUGAAAAUAAGAUGUUACGUUGAGUUCUCUCUGGACAUGUACUUUUCACAUUUUGCUGCAGAAUAUUACGUUCUUUCCCUUCACAAGUGAUCAGUGGUUAAGGUGAAACUCUAACUCCCUCGCUGCCUUGUAUAUGGAAAAUAUCUUUCGCAAGGGUGAAAUGUGAUCGAUAGCUGAUGUCUUAGUGCAUGUUAAUACUGAAAAUUUCAUUAUUUCCCUCCACAAAUGAAAGAUUUCAGUCGUGGAAGUGAUAAACUCUAGUUUGUUGCCUUGUGUAUUGCAAUUACCUCUUGCAAGUGUGGAAUGUGAUGGAUGACUGAUGUCCAUAGUGUUUGUUAAUACUAAGGAAAAAGGAUUGCCCUUUUCCAAAUCGUGAGAGGAAAAACUCAAAUGCACAAAUUUUCAUCUCCUGGCCCUUUUUUGUUCAGGUCAAUAACUUGCGGCCUUUGAUUUAUGAUGUUUUCGGUCCUCCUGGGUGUUUGUAUCGUACCUGCUUUUGGGCAAGCUAAAUAAAUUAACCCCUGCUUCCAAGUGUUUUCUCUAGUAGUUGCCACUUCGUUUACCAAGAAUAUAAGCACAAACUAUGUAGUAAACUUUAUAGUCUCAUAACAUGAACCAUAAAAAUAACAAUCGCAUAUGAUUUUGUACAUAAUUUUUUCUUGUCUCACUUAUUUUUAUUAUUUUUGUAUAUACGUAUCUCAAAGGUACAUUUUAUUUACAAAGAAGAUGCCUUUCAUAUUUGAUGGUUCAAAAAAUUAUGUUCCGAAACUUUAAUUUUCUGUUGUAGUAAUAAUGGUUUUAAUUAUAUUUUUAUUAUUGAAUAGAUAGAUAUUAAAUAAUGAAAAAUAUUGACUAGUAUAAACGAAUUUUACAAAAUCACUAACGAAACACCGUGAUUUCCAUCAAAUACCCACUAUGUUUUUCAUUUUCUUAGCUGGAGUAUUAUCAAUUAAAAUGAAGCAAUAUACGUUUUGCCAUUGUUUUGUGUAAAAAAAGAUUGUGCUAACAAGCAAAGCUCUUAAAUCAUGUUUAAAAAAUGUCAAGUCUAAUCGAAAUAUAAUGUUAAAUUAUGCAGUUGUACAGUGUUCAAUGAGUCUUGUGGCAGAGAAUUAAAUCAUGGAGCAGUGGUGGGCUAUGGUAUCACGCAUGAUGGAACAACUAUUGGAUUACGAAGAACUUAUGGAGAAACUAAAUGGGGAGAGUGGAUAUAAAAGGAUGAAGCGUGGGGUGGAAGCUGAGGAAGUAUUAUGCGGGACUGCUAUGGAGGCUUCUAAUCAAAUCAAGUCGUCACCAAGUAAAAUCUGAGGUACACGAAGAUGGGGUUUGCUGGUAAUGUUGAGCCAUGUUUUAUUGUCCCGACAGUGGUUGCAGUGAAUGAGACGUUUCUAAAUCAAUCGAGGCCCUCUUCUAAGGCCAAUUGGGUAACCCAGCACAACGCCGGGGUUAUGGCGGAUCUUGAUUUCUUGAUUGGGGAUGAGGCGCUUUCCAAGUCACGAUCAAGCAGCACUUACAAUCUCAGCUACCCGAUUCGGCAUAGCCAGGUGGAGAAUUGGGAUGCCAUGGAGCGCUUCUGGCAGCAGUGCAUAUUCAACUAUUUGAGGUGUGAUCCGGAGGAUCACUAUUUUCUCUUGACCGAGAGUCCAUUGACGGCACCUGAGAGUCGCGAGUAUACUGGAGAAAUCAUGUUUGAGACUUUUAAUGUACCUGGACUUUACAUUGCUGUGAAUUCUGUGCUUGCUCUUGCAGCUGGCUACACAACAUCCAAGUGUGAGAUGACAGGAGUUGUAGUGGAUGUUGGAGAUGGGGCUACUCAUGUUGUACCCGUUGCAGAUGGUUAUGUAAUUGGUAGUAGCAUCAAAUCAAUUCCCAUUGCCGGAAAGGACGUUACCCUUUUUGUGCAGCAGCUUAUGAGGGAAAGAGGAGAGAAUGUACCACCAGAAGACUCUUUUGAAGUGGCUCGGAAAGUGAAGGAAAUGUAUUGCUACACCUGCUCCGACAUUGUGAAGGAAUUUAAUAAGCAUGACAAGGAACCAGCCAAGUAUAUCAAGCAAUGGAGAGGCAUUAAACCAAAGACGGGGGCACCAUAUUCCUGUGAUAUUGGCUAUGAACGAUUUCUUGGCCCUGAGAUCUUCUUUAAUCCUGAGAUAUAUGGCAGCGACUUUACCACCCCUUUGCCAGUAGUAAUAGACAAGUGCAUUCAGUCUGCUCCAAUCGACACAAGAAGAUCAUUAUAUAAGAAUAUUGUGUUGUCUGGUGGAUCAACCAUGUUCAAGGAUUUUCACAGGAGGUUGCAACGUGAUCUAAAGAAAAUAGUAGACGCUCGAGUCCUUGCAUCGGAAGCUCGUUUAAAUGGGGAGAUAAAAUCACAGCCAGUGGAGGUAAAUGUACUCAGUCAUCCUAUCCAGAGAUUUGCAGUUUGGUUUGGAGGUUCAGUGCUUGCAUCAACACCUGAGUUUUUUAGGGCUUGUCAUACAAAGGCAGAAUAUGAGGAGUAUGGAGCAAGCAUUUGCCGGACAAAUCCUGUUUUCAAGGGGAUGUAUUAAAGCAACGACAAAUUAGUUGUGAUCAUGGAUGCAGUUAGUUAAUGAAAAAGCCAAAUCAGUGUCUAGUCAUUUUGAUCCUCAAUUCACCUCCUCGUCUUUCUUCCCACCUGUAUCCAGGGUGACAGAAAUGAGUGUAAAAUAUGUACAUUCAGUGUAAAAAAAAUUGCAUUUCCAGUUUCUAUUCCUGAGGUUCACCCUAGGCUGUCAGUUUCACAUGUUUAUUGUGGUUGCCAGCUUGUUCAGACGAUACUUAAUGGUUAGGUUGAAACCCAUCUUUGACAAAAAGUUGGCUGAGCUGAAUUGCAAAUCUUGGAGCUUAGAGUUUGAUAAGGUUCUGCAUAUUUUUCAUUUACUAUUCAGUAUCUUUCCAUUAAGUACUUUUACAGUUAGGAAGAUAAAUUCAUUGGGAUUGAAUUGUAAUACAUAAUAAGCACUAGUGCAGGGGUUAGAUAAUAGAUUGCGAUUAUGUGAAUCACUUAUUUUAGGUACAUGAUGUACAAUGUGGAUUCUGCUUAAUGAUAAUCAAAGCCUGAAACAAUUCUUUUGUC
This is a messenger RNA of Abrus precatorius (Indian licorice), 3275 nucleotides long. Its product is annotated as actin-related protein 3. Gene Ontology annotation, molecular function: actin filament binding. The coding region runs from base 1501 to 2727 and encodes 408 amino acids. Gene Ontology annotation, biological process: Arp2/3 complex-mediated actin nucleation. Lineage: Eukaryota; Viridiplantae; Streptophyta; Magnoliopsida; Fabales; Fabaceae. The transcript has 9 exons. Gene Ontology annotation, cellular component: actin cortical patch; Arp2/3 protein complex. The record is from RefSeq and is a predicted model, not a curated record.